Aricia agestis (brown argus) is the source of this 2731-nucleotide messenger RNA. RefSeq lists its product as uncharacterized. Bases 608 to 2638 code for a protein of 676 amino acids. NCBI's taxonomy places the organism in Eukaryota, Metazoa, Arthropoda, Insecta, Lepidoptera, Lycaenidae. The record is from RefSeq and is a predicted model, not a curated record. The transcript is spliced from 4 exons. Gene Ontology annotation, molecular function: protein binding.
AAUUAACUAUGUGCAAUUUUAUCCAGGGUAUUUUCAGUAUCGUUUACAGAUGAGAUGAUGGUAUUGGUAGGCACACCCGUAAAUAAGAGUAGAUAUCAAUGACAUCAGAAUCAGAUCCAUGGUGAGUUGCCUAAAAUUAAAUUUAAAUAUUUCCUAUGAAAAGUAGAUCUCAAAAACAAAUUUCGAAACUAACAUGAAAGUUGUAGUGUGUGAGUGAGGCCCGAAUUACGGCUUACUUUAAUUGAACCAGUAGUAAAUUACGAGCAUGUAUCAAACAUUUUUAGUUGCCAUGUUAUUUGAAAAGCGAAGGCCACAUUCUGAUUAACAAAGAAAAUAAUAUAGCCAAGGAGGUAAGUUUAUUUUCGCCCUUAGACGUGUUUUGCUGGUAUUGACCCUGGGCCACGAACUUCACAAAUAUUUGUGGUGCGCUGAACCUGAGGGAUCAAUACAGAUAUCACGAGAUCGCCAUAGCUACCGACUCGCAAACAUUGGCUUAGCACUCCAAUCUUACAUCAGUUCGAGAGUCUCUGUGAACAAAAGGUAACGAGUGUUUACUUUUCUCAUAACAACGUCUACAAGUAUUAUGAUCUGUGUAAACUAUUUAUAGAUGAGUUUGCGUAGCUCGAGGAUGUAUGGCGCGGCGGUGCCCACGAUGCCGCCUGGCCUCGUGGAGUUGAUGGAAGGCCUCGCAAAAGAUGUACUUAAAAAUUCUCCAGACAACAUCUACGAGUUCUGUGCUCAGCACAUGAAGAAGCUAAUCGAAAUACGCGAUGGUAAAGAGCGCAAGAAUGAUUCGCCGUCGAUUGAAAAAGUUACAAAGGUUCAAGAAAACGACCAAGGAAAAACGGAAAUAAACCAAAAGUUAGAUGAUACUGAUAUCGAGGCGGUAAAAGUGAAUGAACCGGAAGAAGCAGAAGCGAGUAAAAAUGAAACGGACGAAAAACAAAUAGAUGAAGAAUUUCUCAAUGAUAGUCACGAAUCGGAGAAAGAAAAUGAAUCAGAACAAAAACACAUAGACGAAAGUACAAUUGGUUCUAAUACUGUUGAGAGUGCAAACAAUGAAAAUAACAGUAAAGAUUUUGAAAUAAAAAGCUUAGGAACAAAAGAACAAAUUUUGCUCGAACUUCCAGAAUCUCAAAAUAAAAAUUCAUUAGAUACAAAUUCAUCUAAUGAAAACUUAGUUUUAUUAGUUGGCGAUAAUGAGAUUGCAAACAUAAAUGAACCAGUAUGUAAUACAAAUACUGAAAAUGAUGAUUAUUCCACAAAUGAGGCCAAUUUACUUGAAACUGACUUUGUAAGCAAAGACAAGAACGAGUUGCAAUCAACUAAGGCUUUAGACUUACAGUCUGAUGACCAAUCUGUUGUCGAAAUUGAGAAUACAGAGUAUAAUUUGAAUCUGAACAAUGAUUUAGAUAACUUGAAUAGCCCACAAAAAGAUUCUAGUGGAAAUGAAAAAGUGUUAAAUGAAUCAAAUGGUAUACACACUGAAAGCUGUAUCAAUGAGUUAUCUUUUCCAAAUGAGGACUAUUCACAUGUUAAUAUUGAUCGAGCUAUAGAUAGCCCGAAUCUUGAAGAGAAAUUACAUUUACAAAAGUCGAAUGAAAACGAAGACUAUUCUAGAGACAGAUCUAUCGAUGUGGAUAAUGACGCUGCAAGUUCUAUGGACUUAGAAAAGGCAGCAAUUACAAUCCAAAAAGUGUUCCGAGCGUUUCUUUUUAAAAGUAAAACUUUAAGCACAGAAGAAGUCACAAAUAUCGAUUUAAAUUAUCUGGUCGAUAAUGACGAAAAGGAGGCAGUAAAAGAUCCGUCAGUUAUGAAUAAGGAGCGAAGAUCGGGUAUUAGCAGGAUGGAUACCGUGUUGCAAACGGUUAAUGAAGAGAAAUCUCUAUCCUUGUCCACGGAUGACUCGUCCACACUUUCAAGUGCAGCUACCAUAAUACAGGCCCAUGUGAGAGGAUUUUUGGUUCGCUGUAAAAUGCCAUUUAAUAAAACUGUAUCGACCGUAUCGGUUCUCGAUUCGGAUGUUCCAUCUGCUGCUUCCUUGGAUAGUGACCACAACCAGCAGGUUAAUAAAACCAUAUUAAACAUUCACAUCGUACCCGAGGGGAAUAAUUUCAUCAGUAGAGACGAAAGUUUAAUUACAUCUUUAGAUGUGUCGCUAGACGGUAGUCCUCGUCAGUCUUCCAGUUUACAUCCCCUGGGGUACGACAUAAGUGAAAGGAGAAAACAGCUCAAAAGAGAGGACGCUAUACAGUCUGUGACGCCACCGAGCAAUAACAGUGGCAAGUUGAGCGAAGAAGUCGACUCUGUCAAAGAAAUCGUACUCAACGACAGUACAGAUGAACCCAACUUAGAAGCAUCAGAGAAAAAUGACGAAUUAAAGAAGGAUGACCACCUACCUGAAUUUGAAAACCAUUCGUCUGAGACUCGUCUGGAGAUCUCCAAGAGCAAGUUUAUAGAAACGAGGAACAUAACGUCCGAUGAAGCAGACGUCGUGACGCCGUUCGUGACCGACAGUGGAACUGUAAAUAGUAGUGCAAACGAUCCAUCAAAAUUAUUGCACUCGGGAGAAUUCCACGACAUAGUUCUUCCCACGGUGGUAUCGCGGAGUAACUCCUCAGUCGUCCGUGGUGAGUGAAGACAUCUUGUCAGAAUUCCAAAACGUCCUUGUUUACUUUUUACUCUGGAAUCCAUCGUAACAUCAAAAGGGUCAGUUCAAUAGUUACAUAAU